CAACAACAAUAUCUCAUUCUAUCAAAAUCCUAGCAAAACUCAUUCUCACUUCUAUACAAGUUCAAGUGAAGCAAUAUGGCCAAUGUUUUCCUAUAUACUACACUUUGCCUUUUCCUCCUAACCACAACGUUUUUCAUUGCCAACUCUGCAAGAAUCCUAGAUGAACUCGACUCUCAACCACAAGUUAUAGGCAAUCUACCAGGACCUGGUGCUGGUGCUGCCAUUCCUUCUGGUGCUAGUGCUGGCGCUGGCGCUGUUAAUCCUGCUGGUGCUGGUGCUGGUGCUGCCAUUCCUUCUGGUGCUGGCGCUGGCGCUGUCAAUCCUGCUGGUGCUGGUGCUGGUGCUGCCACUCCUUCUGCUACAACCAUACCUCAAGCAGGCUCUAUUACCACUUCCCCAAGUGGCGUAACACCUGCAUCCGCAAACACUAACACUGUGACACCGGGAUCCGGUGAAGUAGAUCCCAAUGCAGACCCUUCAGAAAAUGAACUAGCACCAGCUGAGGAUAUCGCUCCAGUUGAAAGUCCUGCCACUGACGAAACACCAGAAGCUGAAGCGCCACUCCCGGCUUCUCCUAAUGUUGUAACACCGGUGGUGACAGCCAAGCCUGUGGCAAAAGAGCCUACGUUGUCUUUCUACAUGCAUGAUAUCCUCGGCGGAUCACAUCCAUCGGCACGAGUAGUAGCAGGAAUCGUAGCAAACACUGAUGUAACCGGUUUACCGUUCUCCAAGCUCAACAACAAUCUCUUCCCGAUCACCGGAGGAAUUCCAUUAGUGAACCCGAAACUCAACGGCAUUGUCACGAGCAACAAUCUACCUAACCUUGUAGGCCUCAACGCCGCACAAUCUUCAACUGUAUUCAAAAACAGUGGCACCAGCAACACUGUCUCGGGCGGAAACAACCAGCCGUUUGUUUCCGCGGGGAAUCUCCCUGGCGGGUUCACAAUUCAGAAGCUCAUGUUCGGUUCCGCGACAGUGAUUGACGAUCAGUUAACAGAAGAGCAUGAGCUUGAUUCUUCCGUGAUUGGAAGGGCGCAAGGGUUUUACUUGGCGAGCUCGUUGGACGGUACUAGUAAGACGAUCGUGCUUACGAUUUUGGUGCAUGGCGAGGAGCAUCAUGAUGGAGUUGAUGACACUAUAAGCCUGUUUGGGAUUCAUAGGACGGCGUCGUUGGAAUCUGAGGUCGCGGUGAUUGGUGGGACGGGGAAGUUUGAGAAUGCUAAAGGAUAUGCAGCAGUUGAGACACUUCUGAAGGAGGAUCAACACACCACAGAUGGAGCUGAUACCAUUCUGCAUUUCAAUAUCUACCUCACUGAGUAGUGAUUAUUACCUGUGAUUCGGCUUUCGGCUUUCAUAUUUGAUGUUUGGUUUGUGUUUGAUUAAAAUUUGUCAAUCCUUUAAAAUUAUAAUACAAUGUUGCAAAGUCCACAUUUCCUUAUCUUGUGAAUUAUUGUUAUUGAAAUAGUGAUUCAUAAUCAUUUAGCAUUUGUUGGUAAAAUCGUUGCU
Vicia villosa (hairy vetch) is the source of this 1506-nucleotide messenger RNA. Its product is annotated as dirigent protein 9-like. The coding region runs from base 76 to 1320 and encodes 414 amino acids. The record is from RefSeq and is a predicted model, not a curated record. NCBI's taxonomy places the organism in Eukaryota, Viridiplantae, Streptophyta, Magnoliopsida, Fabales, Fabaceae. The transcript has a single exon.